AUGGAGAGCAUGCUCAGCCGGUCUGGUCCUUUCCCCGCCCAUGGAGACCGCAACUCCCCCUGGCCGCCCACAUCGGCCAGCGCAUGGACCGGCGUGACGCUGCUGUUGCAUCGCUAUUUCAGCAGCAGGGGGACGCGAGUCGCCAUUGUCGAGUAUAACCUUGCCAACCUGGCUGCGUGGGUGUCGAAUAUCGCCCAACAGAUCGGGGGCUACUUUACAGAUGCGUGGAGAGCCCCCGAAGGGGCUGAAUAA
Penicillium cosmopolitanum is the source of this 252-nucleotide messenger RNA. RefSeq lists its product as uncharacterized. Lineage: Eukaryota; Fungi; Ascomycota; Eurotiomycetes; Eurotiales; Aspergillaceae. Bases 1 to 252 code for a protein of 83 amino acids. The record is from RefSeq and is a predicted model, not a curated record. The transcript has a single exon.